AUGUCUCUCAACUACGACCUUAUCGUGCUCGGAAGUGGCCCUGCCGGUGCUAUUGCUGCAUUAGCGGCUGCAAAAUUCGGUAAACGGGUUGCAAUCGUGUGUCCUCGAAUUGGCGGAACGUGCAUAAAUGUCGGUUGCAUUCCCAAGAAAAUCAUGUGGGAAGCAGCUAGUUUGUCGAAAGCCAUGCCCUAUGCUCCGUACUUCGGAAUCAGAAAACCUGUCUCUACUGUAGAAUACGGAGACAUUAACUGGGAUGUGUUGGCUUCUAAAAGAGAUGAAGUUACAGGCCGCAUAAAUACGCAUUACGAACAAGAAUAUGCUGAUCAAGGAGUUGAUGUAAUUUAUGGCUACGGUAAGUUUAUUAACGAGGAAGCCGAUAUCCAGGUGAGCCUACUGGGACAAACAAUCCGGGGUAAAACAUACAAAAAGGACGACAAGUUGGAUUUAUCAGCUUCCUACGUUAUAAUAGCUGUUGGUAACCAGGCAGUGAUUCCUCAGAAUGUUCUCGGGGCUGAAUUAGGUGGAAUUUCCGACACCUUCUUUAGCUGGCACGAACAGCCCCGUACUGUGGCUAUAGUGGGUGGUGGCUACAUUGGCACAGAAUUGGCACAGAUGUUGAGCAUCUUUGGCACCAAAGUAACGGUUAUCACAAAAGGUAACAGUUUACUUACGAGAUUCGAUGACUCAAUUCAAGAGAGACUCACAGCUGCUCUCAAGGAAGAUGGAGUCGAAAUCGUGACAAAUGCCACGGUUCUGGCCAUAAAACAACUUGACAACUUAAAGGAAGUAAAGAUUUCCAAUGGAACUAGUUUGCAAGUCGAGAGUGUCAUCUGGGCUAUAGGAAGAAAGCCUCAGAUCAACUUGGGAUACUCUUCAGCCAAUAUCAAGUUGGGUGAUUCAGGUGAAGUUAUCAUUGAUGAUUUCCAUCAGACUACCAAUCUCAAGGUGUAUGCCAGCGGGGAUAUCAUCAACAAGAUCAACUUGACACCUGUGGGACUCCAAACAGGUGCUCGGAUUUCAAGACAUCUCUUUGGAAAGAAGAAGAUUGCCAAAUAUGACUACGAUCAACCGUAUCCUUCAGCAAUUCCAGCAGUAAUCUUCUCCCAUCCUGAGGUUGCUACACUUGGCUUGUCUUCCAAGGAAGCAGAAGAUAAGUUCGGAAAGGAUAACGUCAAAGUCUAUGAGCAAGCAUUUCCAUCUCUGUUCUACAUAGUUGCACCUCAGGACAAACAGAAGAAGAACUACUACAAGUACAUCACUGCUGGAAAAGAUGAAAAAAUUGUUGGGCUCCACUUGAUUGGAGACAACGUCACCGAAGAGAUACAAGGGUAUGUUCUUGCUCUCAAGCUCGGUGCUACCAGGAGAGACUUAUUAGAUACAAUCUUUGUUCAUCCAACUGUUGCUGAGUGGAAGCACCACGAUUUCUAA
Molecule: messenger RNA, 1428 nt
Organism: Scheffersomyces stipitis CBS 6054
Lineage: Eukaryota; Fungi; Ascomycota; Pichiomycetes; Serinales; Debaryomycetaceae
Gene: GLR2
Product: Glutathione reductase (GR) (GRase)
Exons: 2
Coding region: 1-1428 (475 amino acids)
Biological process (GO): cell redox homeostasis; glutathione metabolic process; cellular response to oxidative stress
Cellular component (GO): cytosol
Molecular function (GO): glutathione-disulfide reductase (NADPH) activity; flavin adenine dinucleotide binding
Source: RefSeq, a predicted model, not a curated record